This is a messenger RNA of Fundulus heteroclitus (mummichog), 2662 nucleotides long. Its product is annotated as 5-hydroxytryptamine receptor 1B. Lineage: Eukaryota; Metazoa; Chordata; Actinopteri; Cyprinodontiformes; Fundulidae. The transcript has a single exon. Gene Ontology annotation, biological process: vasoconstriction; bone remodeling; chemical synaptic transmission. Gene Ontology annotation, molecular function: G protein-coupled serotonin receptor activity. Gene Ontology annotation, cellular component: plasma membrane. The coding region runs from base 519 to 1655 and encodes 378 amino acids. The record is from RefSeq and is a predicted model, not a curated record.
UGCUUUAAAUGCUCCAAAGAAACUGAAUCUAGAAAGAAGCUAAAUGACUGUAAUGAACGGAGCACUGAGACAAAGAGCCUUUAACCGGCCUUGUCCUUUAUUUAGCUGAAACUACAGGCUGAACUGUGACCAGAGCCUCCUGCACCGUCGCUGCUGGAGGAGGAGGAGGAAGAGGAGGAAGAGGAGGAGGAGGAGGCUGCGCUAUAAAAGCUGGAGUCGCUGAGCUGCCCUGAACUUGCAGGAGCGGAGCUUCCCUGGAUGUUCAGCAGCGGCCGCUGGAUGAUGCUUUCUCUGGCUUUCUCUGGAUCUCUGAGUUGACCCAACAUUGUUGCGGGUGGUGACGCGCAGAGGAUGAAGAGGAGGAGGAGGAGGCAGAAGCGUGUCUGAGCGCAGAGCAUGCAGCUCCCCUCAUUCUGCACAUGAAGCAGGAAGGCAGCCGCUGCAUGCGGGUCUGAGAGCUUGCCAAGCGGUCAGUUGGAGCUCGAUGAGCGGGGGAUGUGACGGAGGACGGCGGAGGGAUGGAGACGCCCGCCAGCUACGGAGAUCUGCUGAACUUCUCCACCAAUGACACCAACAGCAGUCCCGGCUCCGGGGCGGAGGAGCGGGGCUCCAACCUCUCUUUCCAGGCCACUCUGGCUCUGACUCUGGCUCUCAUCACCUUCGCCACCACGCUCUCCAACGCCUUCGUCAUCGCCACCAUCUACCAGUCCCGGAAGCUGCACACUCCGGCCAACUUCCUGAUCGCGUCCCUGGCACUCACCGACCUGCUGGUGUCCAUCCUGGUGAUGCCCAUCAGCGCGCUCUACACGGUGGUCCAGACGUGGCCGCUGGGUCAGGUGAUGUGCGACAUCUGGCUGUCCUCCGACAUCACCUGCUGCACCGCCUCCAUCCUCCACCUGUGCGUCAUUGCGCUGGACCGCUACUGGGCCAUCACGGACGCCGUGGAGUACUCCAAGAAGCGCACGGCGGGGCGCGCAGCCGGCAUGAUCGCCACCGCCUGGGUCAUCGCCAUCUCCAUCUCCCUGCCGCCGUUCUUCUGGCGCCAGGUGAAAGCGGAGGAGGUGACGAGCUGCAACGUCAACACGGACCACAUCUUCUACACCAUCUACUCCACCUUCGGCGCCUUCUACAUCCCCACGCUGCUGCUCAUCUGCCUGUACGGGCGGAUCUACGUGGAGGCGCGGAAGCGCAUCCUGAAGCAGGCGCAGAACAAGCCGGGGAAGAGGCUGACCUCUGCGCACCUGAUCACCAACUCCCCCGGCUCCGUGGCCUCCACCACCUCCCUCAACUACGGCACGAACGACGCCUCCUCCUGUGACGCUACCUCAUCCCCCCCCAAUGUGAACCAAGUCAAAGUCACUGUGUCCGACGCGCUGCUGGAGAAGAAGCGCAUCUCUGCGGCCCGGGAGAGGAAGGCCACCAAGACUCUGGGGAUAAUCCUGGGGGCCUACAUCGUCUGCUGGCUGCCCUUUUUCAUCUACACUCUCUUAGUGCCUCUCUGCGAGUCCUGCUUCCACCCGGGUCUGUUUGACGUCUUCACCUGGCUCGGUUACCUCAACUCUCUGAUCAACCCCAUCAUCUACACCAUGUCCAACGAGGACUUCAAGCAGGCUUUCCACAAACUCAUGAUGCGCUUCAGGUGCUGCAGGGCAUGAGAACAAGCGGACAGCCUUUACAGGUGGAAAGCUGAAAAUGGCCGAAUGUGCUGCAGCUUACAGAAAAGGCUCAGAUCACAUAUAGAGAUAUCUGCUUUAUGUGGGUCCCAGCAGGGAAAGGCAUUUAAAUACCGUGACACAGCCAUAUUUUACUUUUGUGGGUUUUAUAGCAAUGAAAUGAUAAUUGUUACAUGUUGUAGGACACAAUGAUUUCCAGCCAUGUAUCAUCUCAGCAAUGCAACAUUUACACAUGGGUCCCAUAUGCAGUCUACACCAUGAAUGAGAAUAAUAUAGAAAAUAAGCGGUUUAUUCCAGUAACUCAGUACUAAGAAAAACACUUUAGAUUAUUUAAAUGCAGACCUAAGGUACCAUCCCUUUAUUUCUGAUCAUUCUGAGGAUUUUCUGCUAACAGCCAGUAAAAACACAACAUUUAAGAUUACAGAAUUACAUCAGAGCAUAAAAAGAGGAACUAAUGAAAUGUAUGUUAUACAACUCAUCAGAAUACAGAUUUGAAUUCACUGAAUAUGAUUUUAGGGUAAAUAUGAGAUGAAAAUUUGGCCAAAAAUGAGGAUUUUGUGGGUUCUAUAAUAGGCGGCCCAUAUAUUAGGGGCGUUGAGCGGGUCCCAACUGUGACGGAUACAACAAUCCCAUCUGGGUCACAUACUGGGUUCUAUGUGGGCUCUAUGAAGGUAACAAUGCAGGCUGGGUGGUCUCCAGCCAUUAAUAAUCUAAUUCAGCAACAGGUUGGUAGAUGUUGUGGAGCAUGAGCCAUGAUUUAUUGUUCUGCAUGACAGCAGCAGAAACACGUGGGGCCAAAUAGGUGGGUCUUACCCAGCAGUACUAAAAUAAAAGCCUGAUAGAUCAACCCGUUUCAUGGGAAAUUUCAUCUCUGAGAGUUUAUGUAUUAUUCUAAAUUAGAUUUAAGUAAGACACUGCCAUUUGAUCUUAACGACUCCCCAUUACUAAGGAGUGGACCUGUUCUGUUUAAUCUGCAUGUUAUCUAAACC